AUGGAGACACUGGAGACACAGCAAGCUUCGGAUGACCAAGACGCAGUUCCUCCUGCUGCAGGACCGGCUCGCUUGCUGGCAAGAUCGCUGUCCGCCGAUCCUGACUUAAACCCGGAGACAACUUCCAUGCUGAAUUUGCUUUCCGCCUGGUGCAUCGGCUUGCUGAUUGCGGUGGAAGGAACUUUGUCAGUGCCUUCCUUGCUUGGCUACGUGGAGUCUCUUGGCGGUGACAAGCACGCAUACGGGCUUUGUGCGGGCUGCUUUGCAAUGGCUCGUCUUCUUUGCAUGGGCUUCUAUGGCUUUUGGGUGGACCGCAGGCCAUACAAGGAGGUCUUCGCUGUUAGCUUAGGGGCUUCGGUUUUUGCCAGUCUUCUCUACGCAACAGCCCCAUCACUUGGCUUGUGGGCUCUCUUGGCCUCCAGAGCUGCGCUGGGUGUCACGGCCGCCCAGGGAGUUGCGACGCAAGCGUUCAUUGCUCGGAACACCUCUCUGGCCGAUCGCACACACUACAUGGGCAUUUUCGUGCUCGUGGCCAGCACACUGACACUGGCUGGUCCCGCCCUGAACCUUUUCAUCGUAUGGCUGCCUCACUUUACCCUCCGCCUGGGGCCGGUCUCCUUGGUUUUUGACAACUUCACCUGGGUUGGCUACUUUUUGAUGCUACUCCAGCUGCUGGCUUUGCUCUUCGUCCUGCGUGCUUUCGAAGAACCACCGCGCCGGCCUCCAGCCCGGCCACCGCCUUUAACGCCCGUAGGCGAGUGCCUCACCCUUUGGGGCUUGCUGCCUUACAUGCGACUCUUCGUGGACCCGUGGCUUCACAAGACAGGGGCCUGGUUCGUCUUCAUCCUGAAUUUCAGAAAUGCAUUUACCCUGAGCGCCAUCAAUUUCGCCGUGCCCGUCAUCACAAGCCGGGACUAUGGAUGGACGCAGCUGCACAACUCCUACGUCUUUGUAGCGCUCUCUUUGGAGUCCAUCAUCUCCAAUGCAAUCCUGCAGAGGGCUAGCAAACGGUUCAACGACCGAAACUUGAUGUCUACAUGGGCAGUAAUAAGCCAUACAGGGCUGCUGGCCUAUGCAAGCCUGUCAAGCUUUGGUGUCUCCUCGCUGCCUGUGGCAACAUUUAUCUCCAGUUUAGUGUGGUAUGAUUUCGGAUCGAGUAUGCCCCCAACGCAGUCGCUGUACUCGAAGCUGAUUGGCAAGGGCAACGCCGGAUUGUACUUUUCGGUACUUCAGAGCAACAGCUCCCUUGCGAAUGCGAUUUCAGGACAGUUGGUUGGUUUGGCUUAUGGCAGCUUGGGGGCACCAGCGCUUUGGGGCUUCGUGCAAGUAAUGUGGCUGGCCAGCUGGAUCAUGCUCUUCUUCAUGUGGAAGCGGCUGCAUCCGGCUGCCCGGCCCAAAGGCGAGGCCUAUGCAGGUUUCGUAGAAGUCGCCGCAAGUGCCAGCGGUAUACCCGGGAAUGGCGGAAUGGGUGCGGCCACUGGGCUGGUGAAGCGAAUGGGCUUCGCAUCGGAUUACCAUCCUUAUCAGAAGGACUUCGAGAAAUAUCCGCUAGAGGAUAUCCUCCUGCUUUUCGACCCUUCCAAAGCGUACGGCGAAAAGCUGGUGUGGUGCACCACAGAGGAAGCCUACAAGCGCGAGAUGGAAAGACUUACAGAUCUCCGCCAGGGCGUGAUGGACGAGUUCGAGAAGGAAAAUCAGAAGGGGGAGGAAGCCGGAAUUGAGGAUGAGCCAGAAGAGAACAUCGUCAUUCGUGAUCUCCCCAAGGAGUGUAAAGAGUGGAAGUCUGAGACGGCGGAGGCUACGCACGACGAGGUUCGUACCUUCAGCGUCCACAAUAGCCGCCCACUCCUGGAGAUAAUGAUCACCAGGCCUCGCAGCCAAUUUGGGAAGUCGACGAAGUUCAGCGACUCAGGCGAGAACAAUCAAAAUUGCAGACCGCAGAAGGAUCACAAUUUCGCCCCUCCAAAAAAGGAGCUGGAGAUUGGAAUCCAGGCUGUAAAGGAGACGCGAACGUGCUCGUGCCAGACCACUUGGUUCCGUCCCGUCAACAAGUCCACGCAGUACAUUCCUGGGGACUUCUUGCAGAAGGGCGCAGAUCUUGGCUAUGACAAGGUGGAUGAGCUUUCCAUGUUCCUCUCGACCGUCAGUGUCGGAGUCGAGGAGGCCCUUCAGACAAACGAGACGGUCGACAUCUUCCAAGAAGAGUUCGCGCAUUUGGGGGAGGAAGAGGCUGGCGCGAUCACGAAGACCCACUCGAAGCUCAAGGAGCACCCGAACUUCCACGAUGUGACCUACACGAAAGGAAAGCGCAUCGAAUGGGUCGAGUGGGUCCCGGGCUCCUCCGACAUGGUGGUCUCCUCCUGUUGUGAGAACCUGGCAUUCGUCGACCGGUUAGAGAACUCGGGCAAGGCUUCUGUGAGUACGGUGUUGGUCUGGUCCUUUGCGGAUUCCCUGAGCCCACAUGCCAUCCUCGAGUCUCCAUGGGAGGUCACGGUCUUCAAGUUUUAUCCCAGUGACCCGACCUUUCUCAUUGGUGGACUUGGGAAUGGACAAAUAGCAGUCUGGAAACUAUCCACCACCGACCUAGGUUUUGCGGCCGCAAAGACGACGAACCACGCUGCGCGUGGGGGAAGCCUGGAGGAGGAGAAGAACUCCACCAUCCCGACAGUCACCCAUCGCCAGAUGUCAAUGAUCGAUGAGUCGCACCGAAAAGCGGUGGUCGCCAUCGAAUUCAUGCCGGCGACGAUAGAGGUGGAGCGCCGCGGCAAGGGAGCCAGCGAGAAAAACCCAGCAGAUGCACCGAUCAAGUAUUUCUUGACAGUCGCAGGGGAUGGCCAGGUCAUGAUCUGGGACUUCCAGGCAAUGCUUGAUGCCAUCAAUGACAACGACUUCCUUUGGCGGCCUGUACACCGUGUACAGUUACAGCGGCAGGACAGCGGCACUGAGAUGGGUCUCUGCCACAUCCUGCACUGCCAUGAUCGGUUCGACGACAAGGGCAACAAGCUGCUGACGAACUUCUACGCCAGCACGGAAGAGGGCGAGCUAAUUCUCGGGGAUUGGGCCGCUCGGGGCGAAGAGGAUCGGAAAGCAGAUGUCGUGAAGAAGAUGUACAGCACUUGCAAGACCUUCCGGCCUAUGCUGUCGCUGGAGCGAUCACCUUUCUUUGAAGACAUCCUGCUCGGGGUUACAGAUUGGGCCUUCUUCCUCUUCAAGGACGGGCUCAGUGAGCACUUGUUUAUGUCCUCUUACACCUCGACGUAUUACACUCGCGGUGUCUGGAGCCCCACGCGGCCCUCGGUAGUUUUCCUUGGCCUUGUCAGUGGAGGGAUUGACAUCUGGGACUUCAGUGAUCAGUCUCACAAGGCGUCGCUCUCCGACACUGGGGCAUCUGUGGCGAUCACGUCCAUGAUGUUCUGCUACCACGGCGACAUCAAGGAGGGGCAGAAGCUGGCUGUCGGCGAUGCGCAAGGCCAUCUCCACAUCCAGAACAUCCCAAAGAACUUGAUAAAGCCUGGUGGCCGAGAGAAGGAAAACAUGAGGCGCUUCCUCGACAGAGAGGAGAAGCGCAGGGGGCCCAGUGCCAGCAGCAAUCAUUGCACUGCAUGCAGCUUCAGUGAACAGCUUGUUGGCAAAGCUGAUAGCGCUGUGACAGAGGGCGAGUGUGGGCACAGAGACCAGAACAUGAGAUGCCGGUCACUAAGCAGUUGUUUCUGA
Messenger RNA from Symbiodinium sp. CCMP2456, 3714 nucleotides. Lineage: Eukaryota; Dinophyceae; Suessiales; Symbiodiniaceae. The record is from the annotation of a GenBank genome assembly.